Molecule: messenger RNA, 516 nt
Organism: Cooperia oncophora
Lineage: Eukaryota; Metazoa; Nematoda; Chromadorea; Rhabditida; Trichostrongylidae
Source: the annotation of a GenBank genome assembly
AUGGAAUGCCCCAUCCACUACUACAAGUACUAUCGAGAUAGAGCUGUCUACGAACAGGUAACUCUCACACUACACUGGGUUCUCGUCCUAUUACAACUCUAUUUUCUUCCUUCGAUGCAGACCAGGUUGCUGUUCUUCGCUGUUUCUCAGCUCACAGGAGGAUUUCUGCUCGCUCACGUUGUCACCUACAACCACUAUUCCGUGAACAAGUUCCCAUAUACCUCCAAAAUCAUGUCCAAUUACGCUUGUCUUCAAGUGAACACGACAAGAAAUAUGCGACCUGGUAUAUUCAUUGACUGGCUAUGGGGCGGACUCAACUACCAGAUAGAGCACCACCUCUUCCCAACGAUGCCUCGUCAUAACCUCAGCAAGGUGAUGCCCAUGGUGAAACAAUUCUGCGCUGAAAACGACUUACCGUACAUGGUAGACGAUUACUUAACAGGUUGGAAGAUGGAGAUCCAGCAAUUCGCCAAUGUCGCCAGAAUUGCAUCGAAAAUGAAGAGCAAAAUCCUGUAG